GUUCGAGAGGGGAAGAUGGAAGAAUUUAUGUCCCUACGACAGCAGUGGGGACAAUCUGUUGCGGAGUAUACAGAGUGCUUCAAGAAACUGCUAAGAUAUGCUGAUCCCGCAUACAGGACGGCGGAGGGACAACGUGACCGAUAUGUCAUGGGGUUGAGAGCAGAUCUGAAGAGGAGCAUGGGAGAAGCUGAGAGGGCAACAAAAGCAUCCGCGUAUCGUGCUGCACUCCGUAUAGAAAAGGACGAGAAGAUUGCCCAACAGGAGAGGACUGCCAGGUUUGAGACUAAGAAGAGGAAGGCGCCCACUAACACGGGGGGCCAAACCCACUCUACCAACCAUUUCAAGAGGGGUUCUGGUUCCAUCACUCAACAUCAGACACAGAGCCAAGCGGGCUCCAGCAGGAGUGCACCAACACAUCAAACAUAUCCAAUUUGUCAGAAGUGUGAAAAGCGCCAUCUAGGCGAGUGUAGACGUCCUCUGGGUCUAUGCUUCCAUUGUGGAGAGCCGGGCCACAUUAAACCACAGUGCCCACAACUCAUGAGCCAGACCAGGAUGAACUAUGAGCCCUCGAUCAUUGGAGGUAGGCCACAUUCAGGCGGGAGGCUCGGUGGCAGGACUAGCAAUUUCAGCAACAACAACAACAACUAUAAUAGCCGUCGUGACGAGAGUCAGAUGUCCAGGGCAGGCGGUCAACCCAGAAUCUUUGCCAUGAGGAGAGAAGAGGCCAAUGCAGCCCCAGAGGUGGUGACUGGAGCUGCAGGAAACCAGGAGCACCCAGAUCAAUCGCAGGAACAUAGCUGCUGCCCCAGAUGUCAUCACAAGGGUUAGUGGCCCGAAGAGCUUCCAGCGGAACUUGUUUAAGUUUAUGCAUUGUUGGUGGACUUGAGACUUAAUGAGGAUUAUGUUUGAAUACUAUUUUAA
Molecule: messenger RNA, 921 nt
Organism: Linum tenue
Lineage: Eukaryota; Viridiplantae; Streptophyta; Magnoliopsida; Malpighiales; Linaceae
Source: the annotation of a GenBank genome assembly